AUGGCGUCAAACAAGAGGAAGCAAGAUGAAAGACAUCUCAAAAUGCUACGGGAAAUGGUGGGGUUACCAAAUAAUAAACAGUGCUUCGAUUGCCACCAGAGAGGCCCUACGUACAUCAACAUGACGAUAGGCUCGUACGUGUGCACCUCGUGCAGCGGCAUAUUGCGAGGUUUGAACCCACCUCACAGAGUGAAGUCUAUAUCAAUGGCUAGCUUUAACCAAGAAGAAAUGGAUUUUAUGAAGACACAUGGCAAUGAUUUCUGUAGGAAGGUGUGGUUAGGAUUAUAUGACUCGCGUUCAAUGCCAGAGCCGGACUCCAGAGAGGAACAGCGUGUCAAAGACUUCAUGGUACAGAAGUAUGAGAAGAAGCGAUGGUACGUGGCCCCAACAGAAACCAUGAAGGAAGAGGCCCGUCACCAGAAUGAACUAGCUCUGUCAAAUCUGAACACCAAGUCAACACGGCCCAUCAAGUCUAUGUUGGGAGAGGGCGCCACGAAACUACCCCUUCACACAAACCAGUCUAAUGCUGUGCCACCCCCUGGCUCUGCGUUGUCCAGUCGUCCAACCCAUCCUCCACCAGUGACGGCCCCAGUACAAUCUCCUGCACAACCAACUCCACAAGCCCAACCCGCCCCUGCCCAGCCCAAACCCUCAGCCACCAUGGACCUGCUGGGAGACCUUGGCGGAGACCCCUUUGCAGGCAGCACUGCACCGACCACGGCGCCGCCUCAACAGAACACCAACCCCAUGGCAGGUGGUGGAUUUGCCGAUUUUGCCAAUUUCAACACCCAGCUUAACUCCACUCCAGCAUUCUCAACAGCCAGUACGGGCCCUCCAUUACAGCCAAUGGGCUCCAGCAACGCCUCAGUGCCAGCACCUGCUGGCCAACCAGCGACAGCAGGGUUUCCCGCUUUCAGCACAGCCACUUCGCAGCCAGCCACUGCACCCCUCAGUGGCAGCGACCGGUACGCGGCUUUAGCUGAUGUUUUCAGCUCCUCGCCUAGCGGAGGCUCCCCACAAACGGCAGGCGGAGUACCAGGACAAGCCGUGGACUGGUCCGGGAACUCGUCGAUGAGUUGGGGCGCACCGUCUGCCAGCAGUGGCACGGUAAACUGGGACAAUCCCGGCACCACGGCAUCCAGCACUAGCUGGGGGUCCUCUGCUAGCCAGAGUGCAACCACAGCAGGGGGUGCCUUUGCUAACUCCUCCACCACAGACCAGGAAGAUUUUAUUAUAUUCGGCUCUUCUACCAACCCAUUUCUCAACCCCAGUCCUAAUGCAUCAAACCCGUUCGGAGCACGGCCAGGUGCGAUGCCCCAACAGUCCACGCAGGUUGGGGGCAGUCUGUUUGGGGGAACUGCUGGUGCGGGUGCUGGUGGCUUCGGUCAGUUUGGUCAGGGUGCUCCUGGUGCCCCUCAGUCUGGGGGGUUUGCUCAGUUUGGCAUGGCCUCACAGCCUCCAGGUGGCGCUCCCCAAGGUGGGUUUGGCGGGAUGCAGAAUGGAGGAUUUGGGAUGAUGCCUCCAGCCAGCACAGCCCCAGGAGGGUUUGGAUUCCAGCAGGGGGCGUCGGCAAAUGUGGGCGGGGCUCAAUUUGGAAAACCAGCCCCUGCGGUUGGAGGUUUUGGUGGAGCACCUCAGCCGUUUGGAGGUGCAGGAGCAGGGUGGGGAGCUCCCCCUCCUAGCACGGCCAGUAACCCAUUUCUGUCUGCAGCCACACAGCCUGUACCUCCCAGGAGUAAUGCUACAAACCCAUUCUUGUGAUGUGGAGCCCGGGGGGCAGAAAUCUAGAACUGUGUACAGUAUACAGGAUUGCGAACAGUCACAGAGACAGGGAUACUGAGACACACAGUCACACAAGUGGACAGAGACACGCCCCACCCUUGGGUUUACAUAAUUCAUCUCCUGAUUCAUGUGUGUGGCCGACCAGGAUGUUGUGAUGACCUGUAUGACAGAGUGAUGAGAAGUAUUUGGGGGACUUGAGCCUUGUGAUGUGUGUAUUUUGGGGAUGUGAGUCUGGUUAUGAUGUGUGUAAUUCGGGAUGUCAGCCUCAUGAUGAGUGAAUUUUUUAUGAUGCGAGCCUCAUGAUAUUUGUAUUUUGGAGAUACAAGCCUUGUGUAGUCACCGGAGACUUCCAGGUCGUUAGUUAGCAGGUGUCCCGUCAUCCCUUGUGUGACUGGAGAAGGUGAAAGUCAACUUGUACGUGUUCCAGUGUACAAAAUCCUGUUGACAAUCUGGUGGACAUCCUGGUGACAAUCUGGUGGACAUCUUUAUGGCUAGCUUUGCCAUAGACCCAUAUGUUUUUUCUUUAAGUUUUUUUUUUCUUUGCCUCAAAAUUCCAACAUUUUUUUUUUUUUUCUUGGGUGAUAUUUUUAAUGGUGUGGAAAAGCUAAAUGUAACGAAGGAAAAAAAAAUGAAGAAGAAACUCUAUGAAGAGGGUAAAUUAAUAUCUAAUUGCCUCAGUGAUGAAGAUGUAUCACUAUGUAUGAACAAAGUUGGGACAAGCUCUGCAGAGUGCUCUAGAUGGUAAAAUGACAUAUCUGUAGCUAUUCUUCAUAUUGUCAUGAUUGUGUUACAAACAUGAAGUAUCCCGGAAUAAAACCUUAUUAUACAUUUUUAAGGAAACAUUGCCCUAGAACCAAUAGCAGGAGCCAACCUGGGUACAACUCUAUUCUUGAUCUGCCUGAAAUGAAGUAUUUAUGAGUAGAAUGCACAAGUAAAUAUUAAGGCCUCUAGAAAGAAUGGCUACUGGCCAACAUAUGUAUGUACUGUUACUUUCUUUCUGUGGUAAGAGUAGUGUCCCUUGGCUUUCAGAUUGUAAGCAUGUAACUAUGGCCUGUUGACUGUCAGUGUACCACACCACGCUAAAAUCUUUUUAUUUGAGACAAUAUUAUGAUCUAAUCCUGAAAGCUUCCACUGCUUCCAAGUUUGUAGCACUUUUUCCUUCUUGGGAAUGUCUUCAGGUCUGGUUGAAUCUUUUUUUGAAAGCAAAAACUAUGAGCACUGUGAUGUACUCAUGGCAGUAUGACUUCCCAAGCCCAGGUCUUGUGUGUGGUAGCCUGUAUAAUGUCCGUCAUUGCCAUAUACUUGGACAGUUGCUCAAAGGUGGUAAUUACAAUUAAAACUCCGAAUGAAAGGCUGAUUUGAGAUGAACUUGUAGAUAGUACGUAAGAUAAUCUGUGUCUUAAAUGAACUUUGGAUGUUGACACAGUCUUGACUGUCACCCAUUAGUUUGAUCACCUGUUUAAUGGAACUGUUAAGUGUAUUUCAUAGCUGUAAGUACACUUAUGAUUAGCCGUAUGUACACGUAAAUAUGAUCAGCUCGUAAUGCAGUUUUGAUCAACUGUCAAUAAAACUUAUAAUCAAGCUGUUAGCACGCUAGUUGAUGAUACCCUUGUAGCCAAUCUUUUAGCACACUUAUCAUCAGUAGGUACAUUUAGCAGUUUAUAUAAUCUGCCAUUAGUACACUUCUGAUCAACUGUACACAACAACACACUUAUUGUAAACUAUCAGGUGUUUUUGAUCAUGUACAUGUAUGUACCCUGCAAACUGCUGUCCAGGACUGGGGGGAAAUUUUGCACCGUUUUAUCAGCAAUCACUCAAUCUCUGAGAGUUCCUUCCCUACCCUCUUUCCAUCAGGUGUGUACAAUGUACAUGUAACACUGGGUGUUGGUAUUC
Liolophura sinensis is the source of this 3675-nucleotide messenger RNA. RefSeq names its product arf-GAP domain and FG repeat-containing protein 1-like. Bases 1 to 1761 code for a protein of 586 amino acids. The transcript has 9 exons. Gene Ontology annotation, molecular function: GTPase activator activity. Gene Ontology annotation, cellular component: membrane; cytoplasm. Lineage: Eukaryota; Metazoa; Mollusca; Polyplacophora; Chitonida; Chitonidae. The record is from RefSeq and is a predicted model, not a curated record.